This is a messenger RNA of Alternaria alternata, 639 nucleotides long. RefSeq lists its product as hypothetical. The transcript is spliced from 2 exons. The record is from RefSeq and is a predicted model, not a curated record. Bases 149 to 493 code for a protein of 114 amino acids. Lineage: Eukaryota; Fungi; Ascomycota; Dothideomycetes; Pleosporales; Pleosporaceae.
AUCAUUUCGUGCAUGCCGGUGACUUUGCUCAGGUCAUGCGAAUUUCGCUGCACUGCGAUACUCGGCUGUGCCUAGUGCCGAGGAGCCGUCUUACUAUAUUACUUUCCGAGUUGUGAUAACGGUAGCACGUAGAAGAAUAUAUCCGAAGAUGCCCAAGAGAUCGGAAGAAGACGAGUCCGAAUGGACGAUACGUAAGGAUGACAUACUGAACCUAUACAUAGAGCAGGAUAGGCCACUGUCCGAAGUUAUCCGUGUUAUGGCCAAUCAAGGCUUUGUAAAAACAAAACCACAAUACGAAAGAUCCCUGAAAAGAUGGCGUGUGUCCAAGAAUGUGCGCAAAGAGGAGUGGGACUUUAUUCUCAGCCGCUUGAACGAACGCCAUCGCCCGACUAUUGUCAAAGUCCGCGGUAUAACGAUUCCACAGUCAAGACUAGAUCGUCAAAAGCUUAGGCAUCGAGAGAGCACUCUUGUUCGUUAUAAAUCAAGUAGGUAGGAAGCUCAUUGGAAUUUGACGGCUCACUGAGAGUAUGCCAUAGAAUUGAAUCCUUCGCCCCGCUGUCAGACACCACCAAACAUAGAGAUCUCCACACCAUCGCCAAUCAAAGAAGACGACGAAUUGCAACUGAUUCCAUUACCAGA